UGACGGCAAACAGCAACCCUUUCUUGAUCUACCCCCAACGCGAUUAAAGCCCGUUUGUUUUUUACUCUGCCCGACGAAUAAGGCAAAAGCAGCAAAAAUGUUUUACACGUGUGGACCCAAUGAAGCCAUGGUGGUCUCAGGAUAAAUAUACGUUUAGACCAGUGGUUUUGAACCUGGUUCGAGCAAACCCUAGGGGUUUGGUGAGUCAAUCUCAGGGGUUCAGCAGAGCCUCUUCUGCAGAGGACCGAACACACCUGAUUUAGCGUGUAAAUUCGUGAUGACACAUAUCUGAAGUGGUCUCGCAAAGGCAACAGCAGAAGUCAUGCUGAUUUGCAGGCUUUGGCCGCUCGCCUCCUCUCAUGAUCGCCGGAGGACGAGUGUUUGUCAUCCCAUGUAUUCAACAGAUUCAGAGGAUCAUGCUGAACACACUGACGCUGAACGUGAAGAGCGACAAAGUGUACACCCGCCAUGGUGUCCCCAUCUCUGUCACGGGCAUUGCUCAGGUGAAGAUCCAGGGCCAGAACAAGGAGAUGCUAGCGACUGCCUGCCAGAUGUUCAUGGGCAAGUCGGAGCCCGAGAUUGCCCAGAUCGCCCUAGAGACGCUGGAGGGCCACCAGAGGGCCAUCAUUGCUCACCUCACCGUGGAGGAGAUCUACCAGGACCGCAAGAAGUUCUCCGAGCAGGUCUUCAAGGUGGCUUCCUCGGACCUAGUCAACAUGGGGAUUGGAGUGGUCAGCUACACCCUCAAAGAUGUCCAUGAUGAUCAGGAUUACCUCCACUCGCUGGGUAAGGCCCGGACGGCCCAGGUGCAGAAGGACGCCAGGAUCGGAGAGGCUCAGUACAAACGGGACUCCGUCAUCAGGGAAGCCCAGGCCAUGCAGGAGAAGGUUUCCGCUCAGUACAAGAAUGAGAUCGAGAUGGCUAAAUCCCAGCGGGACUACGAGCUGAAGAAGUCGGCCUAUGACAUGGAGGUCAAUACUAAGAAGGCGGAGUCGGAAAUGGCCUAUCAGCUUCAGGUGGCCAAGACCAAGCAGCGCAUCGAGGAGGAGAAGAUGCAAGUGCAGGUGGUGGAGCGCAGCCAGCAGAUCAUGCUGCAGGAGCAAGAGAUUGUCCGCAAGGAGAAGGAGCUGGAGGCUAAGGUCAAGAAGCCCGCUGAGGCCGAGAAGUAUCGUCUGGAGAAGCUGGCCGAGGCUCAGCGCCUGCAGCUCAUCAUGGAGGCAGAGGCCGAGGCCGAGUCCAUCAGAAUGACGGGAGAGGCGGAGGCCUUUGCCCUGGAGGCCAAAGGUCGCGCCGAGGCUGAGCAGAUGGCCAAGAAGGCCGAGGCCUUCAAGCAGUAUGGAGAGGGAGCCAUGGUGGACAUGCUGCUGGAGAAGCUUCCUCUGAUGGCGGAAGAGAUCAGCAAGCCACUUUCGUUGGCCCAGAAGGUCACCAUGGUGUCCAGCGGCGGAGCGGAUGUGGGCGCCGCAAAGCUGGCCGGCGAGGUCCUGGAGAUUAUGACCCGCGUGCCCUCGGCGGUGGAGAAGCUCACCGGAGUGGACAUCUCCCAGCAGGUGACGGGGCAGGCCGUCCGUGUGCAUUAGUUCGCCAUUGACCAGUCAUACGACGUCCUCUCCCCACCUCCCUGCGUGUGUGAGUCUCAGCCAUAUCCAACCGCGCGUAUCCGUCUCUGUUUUUUGACCUCCUUGUCAUAUCUCCCACAAGUGCUUUUUACCCACCGGGCAAAAUCCGUUACGCUGCAAAGCCUCAAAAAGAGUCAAUGGGUAAAGUUUGUCAAUUGGACGAGCUUUCUGUCCGCUAUGCUGGUCUGUGAAAUCAAGUUAGUGUUUGCAAUGCAUGUUGUUACCGCCAGCUCAGCUCAGCUACAGAGAGUCAUCGGGCCACACUGAAAAGAACAAGUGGUAACUUUUCCAGGACAAAAAGUCAUGAGACAAAAACGAUCAUUUUCAUGCGAGUUAGAGAAUUAAGUUUCAACAUGUUGUGAUUUUAGGAAUAAACUAAACGGUUUAGCGGAAUAAAAUAUAUAAUAUAACCAACUCAGUGGUUAGAGUGUCCGCCCUGAGACUGGAAGGUUGUGGGUUCAAACCCCGGCCGGGUCAUACCAAAGACUGUAAAAAUGGGACCCAUUGCCUCCCUGCUUGGCACUCAGCAUUAAGGGUUGGAAUUGGGGGUUAGAAGGAGUGGAGCUCUUUACAAGCCCUAGGCUUCGUCUCCCUCCUUGCACAGUUAUUGAUAUAAUAUGUGCUAAACAAUAAACUAAACUAAUAUACUGUAACAUUAAGAGAAUAAUGCUGCAUUCUUUAGUGUGAAAGUCAUCAAAUUCAGAGAAGUUUGUAAUGUUAAGAAAAAUUUGAUGUGGACGCUACGAGAAUAAUGGUAGAAUAAAAGUGUGGCAUUUCAUUAACAUUGGAAUAUUACAGGAGAAUAGUCACCAGGUUACAGUGAAAAGUCCAAUCAAAAUCAUAUGAAGAUUUGUGACUAUAAUAUUGCUGAGUGAAAUGCUUAUCAGGACAAAAGUACAUGUUUCCUCAAAAAAUGAUACCUUUUCUCUGAAAAUAAAAACUUGAACGGCAUAAAUUCUUACAAAUUAAUUCUUUUUUCCCCGCUCACAGUCUUAAUAGAUACAUUUAUUCUAUUUCAACUUAUAACAUGUAUUCUUAGAAAAGUGAGAAUUUUCUUUUUAAUGUGACCAAGAUCCUCUUUAAUAUGCAAUUUAAUUUGAGAGGAGGCGGUAGUUGGGAGUACGUGGCUGCUCGUGGCACCUCCUGAAAGCUAUAGCAAGUGUUUUGGAUUGUUCAUGUACGUCAACGUUACGAACUCGGCCACGCUGCUUUGAUGACUAAUUGUCUACGAGUAUAAAGAUGUUGUUAGGCUCACCUAGAGGUUUUUCUACUUCAGUUUGGUUUCAGUUUUUAACGCUUUACUAACGACCCAAAGCUGGAUGGAUGCAUGUCAUCACCGUGAAGUGCCUGCCUGCUUCAACUCCUCGUCAAACCUCAGCGCUCAUGCGCUCAACCUGUUACGAAUCAGGGAAGAAGAAGAAAAAAAAAAAUCACCUUAUAUCUGAAUAGGUUCUGUCACAAAGGGCUGGAAAAUUUCCAUGGGCAGUUAAGAUAGGAAAGCAUAAGUCAACAUUUCGAUGUAUUCCCGACAAAUCCUAUGGAAAGCUUCCAGUUUGUGCAAGCCUAUAUGCGAGCCAUCAUGCCGCCACUGCAGGUGCCUCUUCAUUUUUCAGUGUAACCCUUUUUAAACAUCUACUUUUUAUUAUGUUACAACAAAGCAUGUGUAGCCCCAGUGAUAAUGUUAAAUGUGCAGCAUUUAUCUGUAUUAAAGUGACAUUCGACAAAUAAAGUUCUGCUUUAAUUAUUGGAAA
Molecule: messenger RNA, 3370 nt
Organism: Syngnathus typhle (broad-nosed pipefish)
Lineage: Eukaryota; Metazoa; Chordata; Actinopteri; Syngnathiformes; Syngnathidae
Gene: flot1b
Product: flotillin 1b
Exons: 14
Coding region: 360-1580 (406 amino acids)
Biological process (GO): protein kinase C signaling; regulation of receptor internalization; protein localization to plasma membrane
Cellular component (GO): plasma membrane
Source: RefSeq, a predicted model, not a curated record